This is a messenger RNA of Australozyma saopauloensis, 5148 nucleotides long. It is a transcript of the gene MLP1, whose product is annotated as Mlp1p. The record is from RefSeq and is a predicted model, not a curated record. Lineage: Eukaryota; Fungi; Ascomycota; Pichiomycetes; Serinales; Metschnikowiaceae. Gene Ontology annotation, biological process: mRNA export from nucleus. The coding region runs from base 1 to 5148 and encodes 1715 amino acids. Gene Ontology annotation, molecular function: structural constituent of nuclear pore. Gene Ontology annotation, cellular component: nuclear pore. The transcript has a single exon.
AUGGACUCGGAAGCUCCGCAGUCACCUAGGCUGCCGUCCGCAUCCGAUCUGCCACCGGAAAAUACAGAUUCGGCCGCUGCUUCGAGAUCUGAAGAGUACCACCCAGAAUCCACCACCAACGACGAUAUUCACCAAUUGGAUGAAAAUAACCACCCGUCAGAGACAGGCCUGCACUCCACGUUCAACGAAAUCAUCACCUCGGAGCCUAACAGCGCGCUCGACGAGAAUGUCAGCGCAAAUUCCCAAACACAUGGUUUUGGAACAUUUGGAAGCGCUGCUACCUUGGUAGGGCUGGCUGAACCUCCAGCUGCUGAUGCGGAGCAGGAUCCCAACUCGUCUGUGAAUCUGAUCCAUUUUGGGAGCAGUACAGGCCGCCAGUUUGCCACGCCGCUGAAGCUGCUUCCACCAUUGAAGGAUAUUGAGACCAUUGUAACCCCCAAGAGCUUCGGUGUAGCUAAAGAUCUGGUGCUUGAUAAGCCCGCCGUAGAAAGUUCUCCUGUAGCAGAAAUCAAUAACGUGCAGAUCUUGCCCGAGAUCGACGAAGACCAUGAAGACGCGUUUGAUGCCACAGCAAACGAUACAUUCGCUAAGCCGUCCGCUCAGGCACCGGCCGUCUCCGCAUUGCAUCUGGAAGCUUCUGAGUUGGGCGCCGCCGCCAAUUUCGUGGGGCUUGAGCCGGCGCAAGUUGUCCAAUUGGGUGACGACAUUGUAGCUCGCUUGGCUCAGAGAGCCCAUACUUACCAAGGCAUCCAAUCAGAACUCUCAUUCUCCAAAUUGAAUCAAGAACAUGCUAACCAGAUACAGUCAGAAAAGUGUCUCUCCUUUCAAAAAAAAAUCGACGAAUUGUCAUUGCUAAACGAAUCUCUCCGCUCAGAAAACCUCGCCAUCAGUGACAAGGCUGAAGAGAGCGAGAUCAUUAUUACAUCAUUGAAGGCGAAAGUGAAUAGUUUUGCUGAUAAGUUGCAUGACCUUGAGUCCGCAGUCCACACCAACGAGAAGUCUCAGACUCUGGAAAUGUCUGCUCGUGAACACGAAAUAGCUAAACUUCAGGAUACUGUUCAUAAGCUCACUGAAGAUAAUGUCAAGCUCAGUCAACUGACUACUCAAUUGACCAAAGAUCUCAAUGAAGUUGCCAACGAGAAAUUUCAAAUCAAGUUGGAACUCACCAAAGUCACAAACAAAAUGACCUAUUUAGAUGCCCAGAAAAACUGGUAUGCCUCACAGCUGAAAAAUGUCCAAGAUAAGUACACCGAGCUCAUCAAGAAGCAUGAAACAGAGUUUUUGAAGACAUCGACCGAACUCUCCUCCUUAAGGAUCCAAAAUGAAGCUCUCUCUGCUGCAAAAUCUAGUCUAGAAUCACAAGUUGCUGAUUUAGAGUCGAAACUUGACAGCUCAUCAACAAAAUUGUCUGAUUUGGAGUCUAAAUUUGACGUGCAGAAAAUAAAGUUUUCUAAAGAGUCGGCUAGUAACGAGCAAAUGAUUGAACUCAUUCGGGUCCAACUUCAAGAAAGGGAAAAGCGAAUUUCUCAGCUAGAGUCAUAUGCCGAAGAGCUUAAAGAAUCUGCAACGAAUUCGAUUAGUGAUUUACAAUCAGAACUUACUGCCAAGGAAGAGAGAAUAGCACAAUUGGAAGUCAAAAUCAAACGUACAGAAGAAGCUUUCGGAGCUGAAUUGAAAAAAGAAGCCGAUUUGCCUAGAAUAUCUUCCUCAGCUGAAUCAAUAUUGAAUUCAAGCAAUCUGGGAAUCUCUCUUUCAGCAUUGUACACCGAAUUCAACUUAAUCAAAAAAGAACUUGUUCUUGAAAAGUCUCAAAAAGAGAAGCUCGCCGUCCAACUUCAGCACUUUGUAACAGAACUCGAGUCUAAAAAACCAGCAAUUGCAAAUUACCGCAACCAAGUCCAAUUCUAUGAGCUGUCUUUGAAAGAACAAUUAGAAAAAUUGGAUGCGCUCAGGGUAGAGAAAAUCUCCAUUGAGAAGGAGUGCAGUCGACUUCGUGCAAGAGUUGCUAACAGUGAAACAGAAAAGCAAUCUCUUAAGCAAUUGCUGAAAGAUUUGGGAAGACAGCUCUGCUAUUAUCUUAUCCAUUCUAGUAUCAGAGAGGGCAAAGAUGAUCCUUUGAGUGCCAAUGAGCGCCGCGUCAUUGAUCUGAUCUUAGCCAAGAGCGGGGCCGCUGAAGGGCCUGGGCAAACUGACACAGAUGUGUUGAUCUCUGAGAGACUCGUUGCCUUCGCUAGUAUCAUCGAGCUUCAGCGCAAAAAUGAGGAACUUGUCGUAGCGGUCAGAAAACUUGGGCGGGAUCUCGAGGACAAAGACCUGGAAACAACCGGAUUCGAAGCUGCAGCUGUCGAAGAGGCUAAAGAUGCAAUUUUGACUUUGCAAAGUGAGCUAGACAGCGUCAGCGUUCGACUUGAUGCUGUAACAAAAGAACGUGAUCUCUUGAAAUCAAUAAGUCCAACAAUUUCUAAUGGAGAAGUGCGCGGUACUGACAUGAAAAUUCUCUCUGAUGCAAACUCAGACUACAAAAUGCGUAUCAAGGAACUCGACAUGUCUUUGAAAACUCUACAAUCUGAGUCAUCCGAAAGGAUUCGGACUCUUACCGAAAAACUUCUGAUGGAAAGUAAAAACAACGAAAACUUGAGACUUGAGAAAGCAUCUCUUGUCCAUUCCAUAGAAUUAGCGGAGGAUAGAUUGGCUAGCACGAAGAGACUCUUGGAGAAUUCUCAGCGCAUCGGCGACCACACCAGCAAGGAAGCUUCUUUCUGGAAGGAACAAGCCUCCAAGCAAGAGAAUAUGCUAGUUAGCAAAUCAAAUGAGUUGCGGGAUGUGGAGAGACGAUUGUUUGAUGUUCAAAGCAAUUUGCAUAAUCUCGAGGUCGAGAGAGACCUGCUUGUAUCAGCUCAGAAUUCCUUCAAAGUUGAGAUUAAUCAACUCAAAGAGGACAAGCAACAUCUCACAUCAUUCGUUGCCAACUUGCAAUCUAUUCUCGAAGAGAGGGAAGCCUCUGCAUCGGACCUAUCAUCCAAAUUAUCUCAAAGUAUCGUUAACUACCAAGCGCUCCAGGACAGAAUCAAUGAGAAAGAGGAGCGCAUUCAAGUAUUGUCUUCUCAGUCCGAACUUUCUUUGAAAGCUCAGAAUUCUAAGUUGGAACAAGUUAAUGAAUUGAGUCAGAAGUUACUCGAAACCAAGUCUAAGUUGGCCGAAAAACAAUUACUCGUUGAAAAACUCAAGCUGGAUUUGAACUCUUGUUCUACAUCUCAUGGUAUUAGUAAGCCUGUCGACCAUCUUGCGACAAUAUCUACACACGCUGACUCGUCCUCCACGUCAAAUCCUGAAUACGACGAUUUGAAGAGCUCUUUGGAGCAUGCGGAACUACAGGUUCAGGAAUUUAGUAAUAUCGCACGUGCAUCAGAGGAAGCACUCGAAAAUGCUACAAGAACUUAUGAGGAGUACAAAGUCACCGCUUCUGAAACUCUCAGACUCCUUGAGGCUGAUAAAGAGAGACUCAACGAAGAAAUCAGAGCGAAGGAUAAAGAAUUUGACGAUCUUCGUCAACAAUAUCAAGAUUCAGAACAACAACUAAGAUCUGAAGUCUCACAGUUGCAGGCGAAAGUGCAAGAAAGUACUUUCAAAGUUCUGGCAUUUGAUGAUAUGAAGCAAGACAUGGAGCAAAAGCUUCAGUCGCUCAAUGGUGACUUACAAAAUCAACAAGCAUUGUUCGAAGAAAUCUCUAGACGCCAUGAGUCUAAAUUAUCGGAGGCAGAACUUCUUAAUCUUCAAGUUGCUAAACAAAAGGAUGAAAUUGAGAAGCUCAAAGCAGAUUUUGAAACUGCCUCAAAAGAGCUUCAAGGUGUUAACAAUCGGGUGGCAUCCAGUGAGCUCGCUUUGAAGGAAAAGUAUGCGGGCAUUGAGGAAGAAUUGCUGUUAGCACGCGCCAAAAUCGCAGACCUCCAAGUUCAAUAUGGCAUUGCUCUCAAUCAAAUUGAGCUUCAAAACAAUGGUGGCGAUAAUGUUGAGGGUGAUUCCGGCGAAGAUCUUCGUCAAGUUGUGCGCUUCUUGCGUCGUGAGAAGGACACCGCGGAUGCACAAAACAUUCAGUUGACAAACGAUGUACAACGCUUACAAUCAGAGUUUGCUGAUGUAUCGUUUGAACUUAACGCUACUAAAGCUCAAAUGAAACGUCUCCAAGCCACGAAAGUCAAACUUGAUGAAAGUGCGAGUGAGCAUUCGAAAUUGAUGGAACAGCUUGAGCAACUUAACAUCUUGAGAGAAAGUAAUGUUACACUCAGAAAUGAAAGUAAGAAUCUUCAGUCUCGUCUUGAGAAGUCCGAGGAGACAAUUCAGGCAUUGGAGUCUAAGCUUAACUCUCAGUCUUCAAGUGGUGACACACAAAAUGCCAUUGAUCUGCAAAACUUGGAAUUAUUGAAGGAAGAGAAUGAACGUCUCAAGUCGCAACUCGGAAACAACGAAGAAUACAAAAAUCUCAUGCAAAGAUUCGAGAAUUUGAAAGCGGAAUUUAAAACAAAAUUGAUGGGACACCGGAACAAGAAUAAGGAGUUGGACAAAGAACUCAAUGAAACAAAGUCCAAGUUUGAGGCUGCUCAAGUUGAGCUUGAAGCAGCCCGAAACUCACAAACCAAGUCUCAGGAUGAUGCCGUACAGCAGCUUAGAACGAAGCUCACCAAAUUGGAGGCGGAGAAAGAUGUGACGAUUAAAAAAUUGAACUCUGACUUGUCUAAGUUGAAGCAAGAACAUGAGAAAGCAGUUGCCGAGGUUCAAAACGCCACCAAGUCCACCAAUACUGAUGUCGAAGAAGAGGUCCGCAAAUUGAAGGAGAACUACGAAAAACAAAUUGCUAGUAUGAACUCUCAGUUUGAGGAAAAGUUAGCGGCAGAGAAAAAGUCUGUUGAGGAAAGUGUCGAAAAGAAGUGCGACUUCAAGUUGAGAGUCCUCAAUAGAAAAGUGGAUCGUUUGGAGAAAGAGAAAGCUGCUAGAGAGCAAGGAGAACCGCAACCUCAGGCUCAAAUUCAACCACAAAACGCAGAUGCACAAACAAAACAAUCGCAGCCGGUAGCCCAGGCGCAGAACAAUAAAAGGCAGUUCCCUUCUCAAGGUGUGCAGAAUCCAAAUUCUAAAAAGGCCAAGGAGUAA